Spodoptera litura is the source of this 1360-nucleotide messenger RNA. RefSeq lists its product as uncharacterized. Lineage: Eukaryota; Metazoa; Arthropoda; Insecta; Lepidoptera; Noctuidae. The record is from RefSeq and is a predicted model, not a curated record.
UGGAACUACCGCGGGGUCAUUUUUUGUUUACGUUUUUACGGAUACAUUUAGUUCGGUGCCUCGCAAAUUUGUGUAAUAAACAAUGAAUAAUUCUGUAGCAAGUUCGGCGGCAAAGGUUGGAGAAAUAUUUACUGAAGCCGGAGCUGCUUUUAAUAAAUUAGCAGAUUUAGCAAUGACGCUAUAUCCUAUGGGAGAGCCAAGUAUUAGUCAGCAGCCUAAAACACCUGUGAAGAAGAAAACAGUAGAAGAAAGAACAAUUACCAGUGCCAGUGUACCAGCCCAUACACAGCAUAAUAUCCACUCUGCACCUUUAUCCCAACAGGUAACACUGAACAUGCUAAAUGCUCAAGAAACAGAAAUAGACACAGAUGGAUUAGGCGGGGAUGUCAAGUUGGAGUUUGAAUCGAGCACAGAUGAAGUGACCACAUGAUAUUUACUGUAACUUAUAAUUUAAUCAUUUAUUUAUAAGUAGACAUUACCUAUUUUGAAUUAUUCUUAUAAAAUACUGUAUAUCAUUAGGCAAAGAAGAUUACAAACGAACUCUUUAGUUAUAAUCUUCUGUGUCUAUGUAAAGACUUUGGAUAGCCAACAUAAGUAGAGUGUUUGUGGCAUUAGACUAUCUCCUAUUUCUUGUCUUUACAUCUUUGAUAAUAUAAUUAACUUACAAAAUUGUUUAACUUUAUUUUAUUUUUAAUAUAAGAUAUUUAAUCUUAUCAUCAUCAACAAUAGCUUGUAACAGUCCCCUGCUGGACUUUGAGCGCAUUUGAGAUAUGAACUUAAAAUUUUAUCAGAGGGUAGUGCUAAAAUAAAAAUUACUGACAAGUCUUUUUUUUUAAAACAAAAAAUUUAAGACGAAAUAUAAAAAAAAGAAGUAUUCAAAAUAGGUCUAGGUAUUUCAUAAGUAUGUAAUGUUUAAUUGUACAGUAAAAAUAUAUUUUCUAAAUCUAAAUAAGACGAAGUGUAAUGCAAAAUCAGUUUACAGUACAUAGUAUUAGUUCUGUCACAUAUCAGUAAGUGAUGUAUCUUAAAAUGAUAAAUAUUAGUAGGCUGUAUAGCUAACUUGUAACAAAGUAAAAAAAUACAGUUGAAUUAUUUUUUUUAAGUCCAUUGAAAAUUAGCCAGUGUAAUUGUAUGCUCUUUUGUAAAUGUAUAUGUGCCAAAGUAUGUAUCAAAGUAAUUAAUAUUAUCUGAGUGAGAACUAUAAAUUCAAAACAUUGCUGUUAUAAAAACUAAUUAUUGAUUUCUUUUGUUGACUUACUGAACUGUAUUUUUUCAGUUUAUGAAUUUUUACCAACUUCAAAAAACUGACUAUAUUCGGCUGGUUGUUUUUUUUUUUUUUUGUUCGCGCGGUACUCCGCCA